Molecule: messenger RNA, 1425 nt
Organism: Acanthamoeba castellanii str. Neff
Lineage: Eukaryota; Discosea; Longamoebia; Acanthamoebidae
Exons: 7
Coding region: 1-1425 (474 amino acids)
Source: RefSeq, a predicted model, not a curated record
AUGGACGGUCUGGGCAUUCCUCCCGAUCACGACGACGAUCUCCUCUUCGGUCUGGUGCCCUCGUGGUCCACGGCGGUGCUCGCCUCUGCGGUGGGCCUGGCUGGCAUCGCCAUCUGGCGCCGCUACCUCGCACCCCCAGGACCCUCCAGACCAACAACCAAGGGCACCGCCCCCGCUGGCACCACCCGCCCUGCCGUCCCCGCACCCAAAGUGCGAAAGCCAGCGCCGUGGGUACCCAACACGGAAGCGGAGGACCUACUGGCCGCAGCGACCGAGGAGGAACAGAAAAAGCUGCGGCCGCUCAUCGCCAGCCUGGCUCCCACCAGCGACCACAACGCACAGAUCAAGGCUGCCCGCGCCACCCUCUUCUACGUCCAGGAUGAGAGCCAGUGGAGCAUGAUGCGCCGGACGGGAGUACUGUCGGCGAUGGUGCGGCUGCUGGUGACGAUCACCAAUCACGCGGCGCAGCGGGGCGGCGACGGCGACGGCGGUGACAUCGGCGUACCGUCGCGCGAGGAGGCCGCGGUGCUGGCGGCCCUGUCGGCCGCGCUGAGCCGGCUCUGCCGCGCGCCCGAGCUGCGCGAGGCCAUGGCCACGCCCGAGCUCGUCGAGCACGCCGUCUUCCUGCUGCGCACGCCCCUCGUCGACUCGACCAAGGCCGAGCUCGUCGCCCUGCUCAACGUGUUCGUGCGACUGGGCGACGACCUGCGCCUGCGCGCGGCGAUGGUCGACGGCGGCGAGCUGGGGCCGGUCCUCGCACAGCUGUUCCUGCAGACCACCAUCGAAUCGGGCGAGGACAUCAUCAAACACUCGGCCAACGCGCUCGUACCUUUCGUUACCAUGGAUGAGGGUAAGAGCACCAGGGAUGUGUUGCUGGAGCACGGGGGCGUCGAGCACGCCCUCGACUUGUUCACCGAAGGCCGCGCCAAGUUUGCCAAGCGGAGGACACCCCUGGCCCUGCUCGCACUCCUCAAUGCCCUCAGCGCCGUCGCCGAUGUUGAAACGUGCGAGAAGGUGCUGAGCGCGUCGCUGGCGCAGUACUUCGUCGCCGAGCUGCGCAAGAAUCAGAAGGUGUCCCUCCGCCAGAACCUGCCCGAUCUCCUCUCCCUCCUCCGCGCCUUCCUCGUCCAGGAGCGCGCCGGCGCCGACGCCAACGACCUCCGCCGCCAGUUCCAGGACUUUUUCCUGGAGGAGCAGGACGAUGGGACGACGGGCCUCGAGCAGGUCAUGUCCUUCCUCAGGGACGACAAGCUGUUCCCCGACGCCGCCGAAGUCUUGCUCGGCCUCUCCCUCGACAACAGUCGAGUGCAGGCUGGGAUCAAGGAGAACGAGGAGACGAUGGCCGCCGUCCGCGCUGCCAGCGAGACCGCGUCGCACCCGGGCAGCGAGGCCGCGCGCCUACUUCUUGCUAGAGUCGGCGUCUGA